Molecule: messenger RNA, 468 nt
Organism: Lactuca sativa (garden lettuce)
Lineage: Eukaryota; Viridiplantae; Streptophyta; Magnoliopsida; Asterales; Asteraceae
Source: RefSeq, a predicted model, not a curated record
AUGGACAUAGUGGAUGAUCCCAACAUGACCCUCAUGGAACUUCGCGACUUGUUGAUAGCUACGGAAGCAAGUAUACAAGAAACAGUUCAACUCAUUGACCCCACAUUGGUCAUCGAUCAUGGAGAUGCUAAAGAUGAGAAGAUUUCUUGUCCAAAUAAAAAUGGAAAGGCCAAGGUUGGAAAGUCUAACCGAGGUACUAAGAGAAAGGUCCAUGAUGGAAUAGCUAAUUGUGCUGAUCCACAUGAGGCAGUUUGCUUUUACUGCCAAGAAAAGGGACACUGGAAGCGUAGUUGCCCUAAAUACCUCGAGGAACUUAACACGGGCAAAUUCAAAGUGGCUAGCACCUCAGAGAAGGAUUCUGGUUUGGAUCCUCAUCAUCCAAACAAGGUGGCACGCACAAGGAGUCAAGCUCGAAGGUCAUUAGCUGCUAUACAGGAAAGUCAAGCUGAUUCAUAUCGGUAUUUUUGA